Molecule: messenger RNA, 2609 nt
Organism: Paramisgurnus dabryanus
Lineage: Eukaryota; Metazoa; Chordata; Actinopteri; Cypriniformes; Cobitidae
Product: UPF0524 protein C3orf70 homolog B
Biological process (GO): nervous system development
Source: RefSeq, a predicted model, not a curated record
UAUUUAAGGCUAACAUAUUCACAGUAAUAGACAAUGUUGAUGUCAAAGGGACUUAUUUACAUCAAUGAUAAAAUAAUAAUGUUCUCUACUACUACUACACUUGAAUAAAGUUGGUGACGUGUACUGGUACUGAGGAGAUUGUAGCGCCGUUCACUGGACAGUUAUUGUCAGUGCAGAUGUUUGCAGUAUAAUCUUUGUGUGACUGUCAGACAUUCAGUCAGUCUGUGAACAGCGCUCCACCCAGAAGCAUUCAUCGACACACACAGUAUCUUUACGACACGCUGCUUUAUUGAGCUGUUUCUAAAUAGCGAGUUGUCCGAUACGUUCACGCGCGUGAUUUACACGACAUAAGGAUCCAGAUGUUUUUUAACACUUAAUUUUGUAGGCACUGAAUAGAGAAACAAAAGGACUAUCCACAUCAAGAAGCGACUUGGCAGUUUCCCUCGAAAAGAAUGCCACUCUUCAUAUUUAUCACGACUAAAGGGGAACUGAUUUGUUCGGGUGAAGUUCAAUGCAGAUGUUGUGCCAUGGUAGGACAUCAACUGUGAGCGCGUUAACCUGAAUUAGGGAGUUAAUAAUCAUGGCUUAUUCAGGAGCGCAAAAGCCUCUGAAGAGUGAUAAGUUAGAUGAAGCUCAAGCUUUGGCUAAAAGCUGUGCAGGCAGGCCGGACUUCCUUCCUUGUGAUGGACUGUCCAUCUGCGCUACUCAUAGUCAUGGAAAGUGUUUCAAACUACACUGGUGCUGUCAUUUGGGCUGGUGUCACUGUAAAUAUGUGUACCAGCCCAUGACCAAUGUCGGCCAGCUUCCCAGCACAUCCGUGCCGGCUGCUCCAUCCGACCGCACAGACACCAUCGAUCUGUCCAUUUCCCUAAUGGAACGCUUUCUCCGUAUCUCCCCUUGCUUCCUGCCUCCACCGUGUCCGGAGUCUCCUAAAUACUGCAACAUUGCAGAACUCUUUAUCGAUGACUACAUUGUCAAACGCAUCAACGGCAAAAUGUGCUACGUUCAGCGGCCCCCGGUUCACACGGAGGCCCCUCCCACUCCGCCUCAAAGAAAUCCGACCAAAGCGAAUCCCCAGAAAAAGCACAUGGAAGAGAAGCAUACUGUUGUCGUGGAUAACGUUAAGGGACCUAAAAUGGGCCACUGCUCUUCUCCUUCCAGCUCAGAGGACUCGGGGAUCAAUGCUUUGGAAGGUCACUAUCUUGAGUCUUGCGAGGAAGAGUCCGAGGAAGACGAUGAGCUUAGCAUGGAUGGGAACUCCAGUCCGGCAAGUCUGUGGGACCAGGAUGAGUGCACCCUGCUUUCCCCUUCCAAAUCCAUUGUGGAGAUUAUUGAAAAUAUCGAAACCACUGUGUGACACAAUUCACUUUCUAGACUUUACAUUUGCUCUUUUUGCGUUUUACGACUCUCUUUAGUUGUGUUUAAAUAAAAUAUUGACGUAGAGGUUCCUCUUUAACAAAUUCACUGUUAAACCUUAAUUCACACAUCUACUCUCUUUUACACCUCACGUGUUUGAGGUUUAUAACACUGUGCACAGCCUUUAAAACAGAUUUCUUACACUAUUUUUCCAAAACCUAGUGAUCCUAUUGGCAGCAUUUUAAGGCAUCAGACAUGCACAAAACGUUGGCAUCCGUAUUUCAGUGGAUGAAGGUGAUGCAUUUUGGUGAGCUCACUGAAAAAUGAAUCCAAGAUGGUGGAUGAGGUGAAUCAUCACAAAAGUGAUGAUUAAAAGUAUUAUUUAUCUUUAUUAGUGUAUCUUGACAUGUUGCCAUGCAUCCAUAAAAGCAUUGAGGCAGCUUACUAGGUUUUGGAAGAGGGUUACCACUUGGUCAUCAUUAUACUGUAUGAAGUUAGAUGUGAAAUGUCUGUCAGAUCUCAUUCUCACUUACUGCAGGCUUUAGGUCACCCAUGAAGUACUUCUGUAGAGACUCGAUUUAGUGCUCUGUGCUUCAGAGCUAUCAUUUUCGUUUUAUUAAAGGGGGCAGAGUUACAGACAGACAUACUGUAUAAGGUUUACAAUUUAUCAGCGAGUGUUGUGUUCCCUGGGAGGUAAACCUGCAUUGCUCAAAACAGUGGAUCCAGUCAGGAGUGAAGAUGAUGCUUUUUUACCUAUAAUGAAGCUUUAAGUACUAUAUGCCUCUGUAGGUUUACUCUAUCUUAGCUUGGGAGAGAAAAGGGCUUUGUUGGUCUUUGAUAAUUUAAUUGUCUCCGAGUGUGUAUAUGACUGUCCUUUUAAAUCGCUGACUUAUGUAAGACCACUCAAAAGCCCUUUUAGUGCUAUUAUGAGACAACGUGUAGGCUAAACCUAUUCAUAAACACAGUACAUGGAAAGGGCACAUUAUAAUGAUGCAAAUUAUCUUCAUUGUACUAAAUUUGAUUCUAGUCAUAUGUCUUCCCUUCAGUUAUGGCCAUGAUUGUUUAAUCCUUCAGGUGUCUUGUCAGGUUUAACAAAGGAACGGUUUAAAAGUUUCUUUGAAGUCAGCACAUCCGUCUAGGAGUCUACUGCUGUCUGGAAAAGGUUUCUUUAAGAUUCACUAUGAUCUCUCUGAUUAUAAGUCUUGUCUUGUUGUAACCUCUCUAAUUUUAUAUAAACACAGUUAAAAUGUUAA